UUCUGCCAAAAUGUCCUCCCCGUGCGAAACGUGCUACCAAAAGCUAAUUUGACAGCUGAAGUAAUACCGUGCGCUUUCAUCUUAUUUUGUUUAGACUAAUACGUACUAAAAUAAUACCUUAAGAACAUACUUACACGCAGUCAUCUCAAAAGAGCGUGGUAUACAUACACUACGUGGAUAAUGUGGUCAACACUGCUUUGAAGCUGCCACAAGAAAACACAAUGCUUCAAAGCUAUCACUGAGAAAGACACGCCAAAAGUAUUUUGAGGCAAUGAAAAGGUAAAAUAAGACUCCAUAAAAACGAAAAUAGUUAGUACUCACCGCUUUUGAGAGCGCAAGCGCACUGGGCAUUGAAAGCACAAGGACACCAGUUGCCUAGCAACAAACACCUCAAAGAUGCAAUAAAUAUAUAUUAUGUUGCGCCGUGGCGGUCUAGCAGCAAAACAAAAUGGCAAAGUUUGUGUUGGCUGGAACCGAAGAAGAAGACAAAGGCGGACGGGAAGAAGCAUAUGGUUAUCCGUUUCCCGUCCCCCAUACAACUAAAGACGCACAUUCAGACAUGGCAAAACAAACUGCCCCUAUUAUGCCAAAGCGGAACUUUUGGCUGAUAGACUACAGCGUUCUUUGCCUGAUUUCCGCAUUCACAAGAUUUCAAUCCUCCCAGAUGAAUGGCAGGAUUGGCUAGAGGAAACUUGUGUAAAAAAUGGCUGGAAUCAUGAAGAGUCCCCUCUGGUGUGGAGAGAACUGGUGCACCAAGGAGGCAAAGGAGUGUUCUUAGGAGGCUUCUGUGACUUCUUAGAGCACUGUCAGAACUACUACAAUAUCACAUCAGACAUGUCUGAAGAAUUGAUGCAGAAUAUUGCAGAAGAAAACCUCGUCACUAAGCUAGACCUCAUUAUGGAGGACGAACAUCGCGCUAGCCUGGUCCAACCCCUUCACAUAUGGAUCAGUAGCGCCUUAAAUACAACGUGCAACAUGCUGCUCCCCAGUCUGCUCUCCGCUGACGUGUUGUCUCAAGCCUCUGCUAUUAGCCUCCAUCUGCUGGAUCUGGAAGGCAAUGAGGAAGAACUGCAGUCUCUGAUGAUGGAAACUGAAGACCUGGCUCUGCCUCUGCUCCAUCAGGUGACCAUUCACACGGAUCUGCGAGAAGCUUUCCAAAAAGCCGAGAUCGUCUUACUGCUGGAUGAGCGCUCAUUGGAGGGUGAUCCAGCUGAACGAGGGCAAGACCAGAAAGCCAUCAAAGCGGUGGUAGAUCUGUACACGGAAUACGGGCGGUUGAUUGGGACGAGGGCCAACAACAACGUGAAGGUCAUCGUUUCCGGCGGCUCACUUGUGAAUCUGAAAUGCUCGGUUCUACUGAAAGCGUGCUCCAUUGACAGCAGUCACUUCGUCGCCGUUGCGACUCAACUAGAGAAUCAGGCCAGAGCGGCCAUCGCCAACAAGCUCAAAGUCAGGACUUCAGGUAAGGUGACAGAUGUCAUUGUGUGGGGAGAUGUCGGAGACAGCUUCUACGUUGAUCUGCAGAGGGCAAAUGUUUUCAAUUUUGAUGGACCGACCAAAGGACCACCCUUCUUUUCUCAACCAAUACUUGAGAUUGUCUAUGAAAGGGAAUGGGUAGAGAAGGACUACCAAGAAAUUGUGCGCAGUCAGGAGGCAGCCGUCAUUUCAAAGACCGGUCAUGGGGCGGACAUGUCGACUGCCAAUGGGAUCCUCACUCUUCUAAAGGCCUGGAACGGAACCUCCGCUCCCACUCAAAUGUUCUCUGUGGGGAUCUUGUGCACAGACCUUUACGACCUUCCGACCGACGUCGUCCUUUCGGUGCCGGUGGUCUUUAAGAACGGUCGAUGGUCGGCGCUGCCCGGCCUUACAGUCGGAGACGAUCUGAAACACAAACUUGACCUUUCUGCAAGUCAACUCAGGGCCAAGAUAUCCGGUGAGGUGACCACGACGACAACUCAAGAAAACAACACGACAACUCAAGAAAACAACAAAAAUACAACUUAGUGCAUAUUUUUCCAGUUUGUUCUUUUAUUCUCUCAUUUAUUUUGGGGGUUAUCGUUCAAUUGACCUGUUGAAUAUACUGUACCUCCUUGCCUUCUUCAACUUGUUUUUUGAUAGUCUCAAGAAGUAAAAGAUCAAACCAAGAGGGGGGGAAAAACAACUUAUAAAAUGGAUUUAACAGUUUAACAAAUUCUGAGGUUAUUUUAUAAGUGCACUACCACCGAACACAAAUUAAUCUGUUAACUUCUCAAUAGUGUUUUUCAUUUACAGUUGGCAUGUAUUGAAAAGGUACCUGAAACUCUCCCACACAUUGUGCCGUCAGCUGAAAAAACAAAGUUUGACAUGCAGAAUAUUUCAUAGUAUACAAAUCCCCUUCCCUGUUUUUGUUAAAUUUUUUCUACAAUAUACACACAGAGGCUGGUAAAGUGGGAGGUUAGUACAAAUACAAUUCACGAGGAUACAUUGAGAAAUGAAUGAAUUCCACCUUUAACUCAUUCACUGCCAUAGUUUCAGUGCCGUUGACAGUGGUAAGACGUCCAACUCAAUUGGACUGGAAUAACAUAAGACGUUCCAAUAGUGUAGUGCUGUGCAAUUUGGGGAAAACAAAAUAUAUCACGAUAUGUUACAUAUGAUACAAAUGUUAAAUGCAUCAAGUAGUGCUGGAACCAAAAACUUUCC
Messenger RNA from Corythoichthys intestinalis (scribbled pipefish), 2679 nucleotides. RefSeq names its product malate dehydrogenase 1B, NAD (soluble) (gene mdh1b). The transcript has 11 exons. Gene Ontology annotation, biological process: oxaloacetate metabolic process; malate metabolic process; tricarboxylic acid cycle. Gene Ontology annotation, molecular function: L-malate dehydrogenase (NAD+) activity. The record is from RefSeq and is a predicted model, not a curated record. Lineage: Eukaryota; Metazoa; Chordata; Actinopteri; Syngnathiformes; Syngnathidae. The coding region runs from base 835 to 2004 and encodes 389 amino acids.